AUGAGCUUGAAUCUUAUUAUCAUUUUAUACUAUAUUUUAGGAUCGCCAGUAGACGUUUUUGUUGAUCUCCACGUGGAAUCUUUUGGAAAUAUAGAAGAGGCUAGCAUGGUAAGAGUGUCGUUUACAUCUGUUUAGCAUACAUUACAGGGGCCAUUUUUCCUCAAUGAAAACUGCUCCGCUUAAAAGGGAAAAAUGACAAGUGUUCCGGGCUAGGCUGCGUUCAAUAAUUGUUAAAUAUUAGAGAAACUUAAUUUAAUAUUACUGAUUUAUUAAUUAGUUCAAUUUAAUGCUAUCUAUUAAUAAAAAUAACACACAUGAGUUCCUUUUUUUGCCUUUAGGAAUUCAAGGUGUAUUCUUACUUCAAGCAGACCUGGUACGAUAAGCGUUUGGCGGGAAAAAUAAAUCGUACUGUGAACUUCAAAGCGGCGGACAUCAGAAAUGUAUGGACACCUGAUGCCUAUUGCUACAAUGCAAGGAUAACAAAUUUAAUGUUACCAAGCUCUGAGACGCACAGUAAGAUAUCACUUAGUCCUGAAGGAGAACUCGUCUACAGCCGAGGGUAGGUGCCCCGUAGUCUAUAAUCACACCAGAUUCAACAGUUAAGCACACACUAUCAUCUCCGCGGUAUGGCCAGCACCUUAAGCAUGCGCGCAGCCAUAUCACUUGGGUAGUGUCAGCCAUAUGGCCAGCUGUUCCGUCCUCAUCAGGACUCAUCAGAAUAGCAUUACCCCACGCGAAAGGUCUCUCUUACGAUAACUGCCCCCCCCCCGCCCCCCUCCCUUCCUUUUACUGUCGAGUUGGGGAUUUGCAAAAGCACCCCUUUAUUUAGCCCUUUUAGAGUGUGCUUAGUUGCUAAAUUUGCUCUUAAAGCUUGUUAUAACCGGAAAAGGAAAGAGUUAUGUUCACAGCUGCACUGCAAACGUUUUCUUUUUCUGACUUUCAGGAUUACAUUUACGGCGUCUUGUUUUAUGGAUUUACACAGCUUUCCUCAUGACCGUCAGUCAUGUUAUCUUAAGUUUGGGAGUUGUAAGUAUUUGCCCCUAACUAAACAACGGGCGCUUUCCAUUUAGUCAAAAUUUCCGGAAUUUCCGGUUCGGCGGUAAAUGGAACACGUUUCGUCGGUUCGUCCCACUGGAAAAUUCCCAGAAAAAGUGGAAAAUCUAAAAAGGUGGUCCCGUUUUCCCGGUUGGAAUUUCCGAACGGAAUGUCGUGUUCCAUUGACGUUUCUUGUAGUUUGUACCAGUUCCAGGUCCACGGUCGGGCACCCGGCCACGUACCGGGGUUUGCGACCAAAUGGAACAACUUUUUACCGAUCGGAAAUUCCACUUUUGCUACCACCGAAAUUUCCGGGUUUUUUUCGUAAAUGGAAAGCGCCCAACGUUCCUCAUUCCACUGUUUUACCAUUCCUACCUAACAAGUAAUAUUUUUGACCAGGACAUUAUAUAACAAGUGGACGAUCCAUUUUCAGUUAACUGAAAGACUAAAAAUGCAUCUCUGACAGUCCCUUGGAUCGUGGACAUCACUGAAAAGCAACUGUGAAGUAAUUGAAUAACUGGACAAAAAUAUCGAUUAAUUUUCAGUUUAUGAGAACAUAUUAUUUCCAGUUAAUGACCAGACGCAUCUGAGAUUAUUGCGUUUCCACUCCACCCCACUCUUCCCCGUAUAACAUGCUACUUCAUCUUGUACCAAUACACUACAUCUGGUUGGAGCAUUGAAAUGAAUUUCCGCCAAGUUUUAACUUACACAACGCCAUUCUAACUACUCCGUAAGGGGGCGGCCUUAAAAUAACCACAAAGUAUGACAAGGAAACAGUAACAGAUUUCAAGUAGUUUCCAUAGGAAGAGGGACAAAUAUUGAGGAUUCGUUCUCUUAGCUUAUUCUCUCUUAUUGGAGAGUGAUGGUGUGAACCAAGAAGAUCCGCUCAUUUACACCGGCAUAUAUGACUACCUUUGUUACCACUGUCUAAAUCUGGUCUAAAAGUGUCCGGUUAAGACAUCCUUUAAAGGGAAAUGAGCUCUCGGCCUUGCAAAAGUUACAACCACACUUCUCUCUUAAAUGCGUAGAUGCUUACGACGACAGUGCCGUCAUCUUAAAAUGGUCAGGCCAAGAUCUUCAAGUCAGUCAUGAUGACAUGGCUCAGUACGCAUUCCUGGGCGGAAAAUUUUCCUCUGAAUUGGAAAGCUUCUCAGGCGGUAUGUCAGGCCCGCGGGGGGGAGGGGGACUCCGCAUAUGAAAGGGGUGGGGAUGCUCGUCGGAAAUUUUGAAUUAAAGCCCUAAAGGACACCGAUCUGGGCGGAGCCAAGAUUUUUUUGACCCCUAAAAGAGACAGACAAUAUAUAUAUUUUUAUAUUUUUUCGCGUGCAACCCUAAACGAGGCCUUCACGGCUAAAUAUGAUGGCGUUUUGCCCAGAACACCCUAAGUGAGACCAAAAUCCGAAAUACCCCUAAGCGAGACGACGAGCAUUCCCACCCCUUUCAUAUGGGGAGUCCCCCCACCCCCGGCCGGUGAGAUUAAAAGUUGACCCAGGGGAUUUUUAAAUGCCAUUCACUUUUUUCUUCCAUCAAGACAUAAAAACGAUUAAUCACAACUAGUGUUUGACUAAUCUAUUGCCGUAUUAUUUGUAAUGGUCCACACAAUUAAGCAAUGAAGAUGGCGGCCAUUUUGAAGACGUCAUAAGUCCUUAGGAGAGCUCACAAAGAGUUCGUCAGAGGAUUUCUGUCAUAAAUAGGGAGCUUAAGCAACAACGUUUUUGAGCGACGCACGUCAACCGGAAGUGGCCUUUUUUCAUUUUUUUGACGGUGGUUUCGCGCAAAUUUUCAGUCAAAUCGCCUCUAUAACAGUAAAGAAGCUAAGGAAUACAAAUUUUAUAUCAUCAAGGCAUGUUAAGAGGGAAAAUACCUCACUUCCGGUUGACGUGCGUCGCUCAAAAACGUCGCUGCUUAAGCUCCCUAAUAUCACAACAAAAGGCUGUUGCAGCCACUGCACCAUUUGCCAUCAAGACAAGCAGUGGGAGAGAAACAACUUCAGAAUAAGAAAUUUAAAAAAAAUCGAAUUUCCAGUCGAAUGUGGGAAAUUAGCAAUCAUCACAAGGUUUGUAUUUCAGAUGUAACGCCAUGCAAAAGUUGUGUGAGUGUGUUUUUGCCUUUCGCCCUAUGUAAGAGAAUCCAAGACAGUCUUGGAUUCUUGAUUCCACGCUGUGGAUUCCGGAUAUUCCAACUAGGUCUUUGUCAGUGGAACUUUGAAUCCGGACUCUAAUCGUUAGUGGGAUUCCGGAUUCCAAAGCCCAGGAUUCCGGAUUCCAAAAGGAAAAAUUUUCCAGAUUCCGGAAUCUGGAUAUCCUUACUUGGGCCCUCCAAUAAAAUAGACUGUUUUCGAGAUUUUAGUUUUUCUUCAAAGCCAACACAUCCAAAUUUCAGUGCGAUCUAGAAACCACCAACAAGUGGAAACAUUUUGUUCGGAGCUCCUAGCUUUUGUCGCAGAGUGUACUAUGGAUUCCGUGUGGUCGCUUGAAAGCCGGUUGUGACCUUUAUUCAACCGUCACUUUGACAACAAGCAUUUUACAGACCAAUCAAUAGGAAAGGAUAGCUUCGAGUAGCUAGUUGGUCUGAAAUUCAGGCAUUUACAAGGACAUGGACUUUUAGCAUUGACGCCAUAUUUUUUGGUUGAUUGGUUGUUUUUGUUGCUUUAAUUAUGUUUGUUUAUUUGUUUGAUUUUGUUCUGUCUCCAGUCAACUACACCACAAUAAUAGUGACGUUCUCCUUCCAACGUCGCCUUGGAUUCUAUCUGCUCCAAGUCUAUGUUCCUGAUAUUUUGAUUGUUCUCUUAAGCUGGAUCGUGUUCUGGUUGGUCCCUGAUGACCCCGGGGCUCGUUUAACAAUAGGUGUCACCACAGUACUAACAAUAAUGUUCCUGUGUGGAGCCGUAAACGUGUCCUUGCCUCCGGUUAGUUAUGCCAAAGCAAUGGACUGGUACCUAAUGGUGUCAUUUGCGUUCGUGUUUUUGUCAGUUAUUGAGAGCCUUGUAGUAUUUUUACUGUCUACGAAGCCACUUGGAAAAACCUCGAAAACAAAGGAAACGGUGAGUUUACUAUUCGGGGCUGAAUAUCAACACGAAUUGAAACCAUCUGCUAGUCAUGCUGUUCAAAACCAGCUAGCCUGUACACAGACGUUGUUUUAUUUUUCUGUUCGUUCUUUUCGAAAACAUCGGCGCCCUUGCGUUUGGCGGUCAAUAAAUUCCUUUCGGUUUAUAUUUUAUCACCCGCGUUCCACGGACUUUGAAGAGAAAAUUGGGGGUCUGUGAACAGGCUAAACUCAGCAACCUAUAUGGAACCUAUAUAUAAUAUUUAAGUGAGCAAAUUGGGUAUUUCUGGAUUAACAAAAUGAGUGAUACAUACCUCUAUUGUUCAUAAUUAUUUGACGAUUUUUUUUGCUAGAUUAAUGAAUAAACAUGAGCGUUUAUCAAAUUUAAAGCAUGAGGCUCAGUUAAGUGUUUUAGGAUUGACAAAAUAAGAAAUAAAGUUUAUUAAAUGACCAUGUUUUUUCAACAAGUGUCAUCACCUGGCUGAGUGAGAUAAAAGUUGACGACAGAAAACUACAAAAGACAGCCACACUUUGAAAAUUAAAGAAUGCAUGCUGCAGCAGUAGCAGUGGUGUUAACUCAAUAGGAUUUCUUGUUUUGCAGAAUAGCCAUUCUUUAGAAUCGAAGAUACUUUCGUCACUCAAAGCUCGCCAAGGAACCUUUCGAAAAAGUGCAACAAACAAAGGGACGGAUGUCGAGGGUCAUUUGCUGGAGAUGAACAUCGUAGUUAAGGACCGAACACUUCCCAUGUCGUUAGAGGAUAUAAGGAUCACGGGGGAAAGACAAUGUUAUGAAGCAGUCAUGCGUAGGAACAAAAAGAUUGCCCACCGCAUUGAUAGAAUAUCUCGGAUAUUGUUCCCUAUCGCCUUUGCGAGUUACACACUUGGCUACUGGCUGAGCUAUUCGUAA
This is a messenger RNA of Porites lobata, 4987 nucleotides long. The record is from the annotation of a GenBank genome assembly. Lineage: Eukaryota; Metazoa; Cnidaria; Anthozoa; Scleractinia; Poritidae.